UGCAUUGGAUAAGCUCUGCUCUUAAAUCAAAGAAAGUCCCAAUGGACAAAGUUUUUCAUCUUAAUCCCAAAAGAUCAACAUUUCCGCUUUCUUCAUCAUCUUCUGCACACGACUUGAGGCAUUUGGACUUGGAGAAAGAGAAAGAAGACGAGACAUCUCCAAGAGGAGUCUUAGAAGCCUGCAUCAAAGACUAUGACUCUCUUCACCCACAAGAAUCUGAUACCACGUGUUCAAGCUCCAGGGCGCGCUCUCACUGGUCCAAAUUCCUCAAACUUUGGAAAACGAAAUCGGUUAAGCGCCUAACUUCCUUCCAUCCUAUUUCUGUGCCAAAGAUACCGAAGUGGAAAAGCAAAAGCACAAGAGAAAAUGCUGUUCUCUCUAAUCUAUACAACUUCAGGUCUUCUUUGACCACUUUCACUCUCUCUGACCUCAAAUAUGCAACCAACAAUUUUAGCCAUGAGAAUUUAAUUGGAAGAGGUGGAUUUGCCGAGGUUUAUCAGGGGUGUCUACAACAUGGGCAAUUAGUAGCUGUGAAGAAAAUGACAAACGGGACCACAGAUGAAAAGACCGCAGGCUUUCUUUCUGAGUUAGGUGUAAUUGCUCAUGUUGACCAUCCCAAUACUGCCAAGCUAAUUGGAUGUUGUGUAGAGGGAGGAAUGCACCUUGUUUUUGAACUCUCUCCACUGGGAAGUUUAGGAUCUCUUCUUCAUGGUUCAGAGAAAAACAAAUUAGAUUGGAUUAGAAGGUAUAAAAUUGCUCUGGGAAUAGCUGAUGGUCUCCUCUAUUUGCAUGAGAAUUGUCACAGGAGAAUCAUUCACAGAGAUAUUAAGGCAGAAAAUAUUCUGCUCACGGAGAAUUUUGAGCCACAGAUUUGUGAUUUUGGGCUAGCAAAGUGGUUACCAGAACAAUUGACUCAUCAUAAUGUAUCAAAAUUUGAAGGCACAUUUGGAUAUUUUGCUCCAGAAUAUUGCAUGCACGGCAUAGUAGACGAGAAAACUGAUGUUUAUUCAUUUGGGGUCCUACUUUUGGAGAUCAUAACUGGGCGUCCGGCGUUGAAUCAUUUGCAGCAGAGUGUUGUGAUAUGGGCAAAACCUAUGCUUGACUCUAAUCAUAUCAAGGACCUUGUUGAUCCUUCUCUUGGCAAUAAUUAUGACCAAGAACAGAUGAGGCGCUUAGUUUUGACUGCAUCACUGUGUGUUGAUCAAUCUCCUAUCUUACGCCCCCGCAUGAGACAGGUUGUGACAAUGCUAAGAGGUGAUGAGUGUAUCAACGAGUGUAGAAAAGAAGGCCCAAGGAGGCGUCCCCGAAGAACAUACUCAGAAGAGCUACUUGAUGUGCAAGAAUACAACUCCACCAAAUAUCUAAGAGAUCUCAAACGACAUAAGCAGGUUGCCUUGGGUCUUGAUAGCUAAGAACAUCCCUCACCAUUAGUUGCAAAACAUUGAAGGCUAUCUAAAUUAGCAUGGACCAACUUGUAUAGUUUGUUUUGUCAUCCUUAUUAUAUGUACAGGUGAAUGCUUAUAUGAUCAAACUUAGGUAUAGAAUCAUUAGUGUUUUUGGUAUUAUUUUUAAGUUAAAAUUGAAGAAUAGUACAAAAGAUACUUUAUGCUGUCCCUUAAAACUUUUUGGUGUUGCAUCUAUUAAGGGUCUCACAUGAC
Molecule: messenger RNA, 1658 nt
Organism: Abrus precatorius (Indian licorice)
Lineage: Eukaryota; Viridiplantae; Streptophyta; Magnoliopsida; Fabales; Fabaceae
Product: receptor-like cytosolic serine/threonine-protein kinase RBK2
Exons: 8
Coding region: 42-1412 (456 amino acids)
Biological process (GO): protein phosphorylation
Molecular function (GO): protein kinase activity; ATP binding
Source: RefSeq, a predicted model, not a curated record